Messenger RNA from Mesitornis unicolor (brown roatelo), 594 nucleotides. RefSeq names its product transmembrane protein 17B-like. Gene Ontology annotation, biological process: non-motile cilium assembly. The record is from RefSeq and is a predicted model, not a curated record. Lineage: Eukaryota; Metazoa; Chordata; Aves; Mesitornithiformes; Mesitornithidae. Gene Ontology annotation, cellular component: ciliary transition zone.
AUGGCUGCACACACUCCUCUGCCCCCCAACCUCCGCUGGGGCCUGGUGGCGUUCAGCAGCUCUCUCUUCGUCAACAACAAGACGCGGGACAGUGGCGCUGCCCACAUCUACCACCCCGCUCGUGAGGUGCUGGCCAGCCUGCCCCUGCAGAUGAUGCUCUACUUCAACGCCUACUACUUCCCACUCUGGUGCCUGGCCGAGGGGACGAUGCUGCAGCUGAAGUAUCACCUGCUGCCUCCACAUUAUCAGUUCCUGCUGGUCACUGCCUUCCUCAUCCUCUCCCUGGCUGAGGGCUCCCGCCUCUACCUGGGCUAUGUGGGGAACCUGCAGGAGAAGGUGCCUGAACUGGCUGGGUUCCUGCUCCUCUCCUUCCUCAUCCCGCUCCCGCCCCUAAACGCCCGCCCCCCCCCCCUGCCACUGGAGAUGUCCAUGCACAGCUUUUUCCUGGCCUUCCUCAUUGCUGAGAUUGUGGCCUCCUUCCUCACACUGAAGACCAUGACCAAGCAGCUGGCAGCACAGUUCUACCUACAUCAGUUCAAGGAGGGUGGCAGGGGACAUGAGGGCACAGGGGAAAAAGCAGCCGAGGAGUGGUGA